Molecule: messenger RNA, 985 nt
Organism: Anthonomus grandis grandis
Lineage: Eukaryota; Metazoa; Arthropoda; Insecta; Coleoptera; Curculionidae
Gene: Coq3
Product: ubiquinone biosynthesis O-methyltransferase, mitochondrial
Exons: 5
Coding region: 158-976 (272 amino acids)
Biological process (GO): ubiquinone biosynthetic process
Molecular function (GO): 2-methoxy-6-polyprenyl-1,4-benzoquinol methyltransferase activity
Source: RefSeq, a predicted model, not a curated record
GUCAGAGUGUCAGUACUGUCACUGUCAAAUCAAUGUUGUCUUGAAUUUUUCAUACAUAAAAAGAAAAUAUUCAAAUUUAUAAAUACUUAACAAGUUUUUUUAGAUUUAAAUCACAUCUAAAUAUCUUAAGGAAUAUCCACAAUUUUAAAAAGCUGAUAUGGCUUUACUUGUCACAUGUCUCAGAACCUCCCCAAGAUUUCCUAAAUUAUCCCAAAACCUAAUCAGACAACUAGGUACCAUAGACCAUCAGGAGGUGAAGCAAUUUGACCAAAUGAGCACAGAGUGGUGGAGUGAGUCAGGUGGUGUCCGACCACUACACACCAUGAACAAACUAAGAAUCCCUAUGAUUAGAGACGGAUUAAUUAACGAAGGAGCUGUCCCACUGAUAAAUGCAGAUUCCGCCACCCCCCUUAAGGGUCUAUCUAUAUUAGAUGUCGGAUGUGGAGGUGGAAUAAUGACAGAGGCUUUAGCCAGAUUGGGGGCUACUGUUACAGGUAUAGAUGCCUCACCGAAAAUUAUAGAUGUUGCUAAACAGCAUGCUGCAGAAAGCCAGUUAAAUAUAAAUUAUAUUGCAACUUCAAUAGAGGAAUAUGGUAAACUGAAUUCUGAAAAAUUUGAUGCUGUGGCUGCCUCUGAAAUUAUAGAACAUGUAACUGAAAAAGAAAAAUUUCUCUCGGCAUGUUCUACUUGUUUAAAACCUUCUGGUUCAAUUUUUGUGACAACAAUAAAUAAGACAUUUAUGUCAGAGUUAAUCGCUAUUUAUUUUGCCGAAAAUAUACUGGAAAUGAUCCCAAAAGGCACCCACCAUAUUGAUAAAUGUAUUGAACCUCAUAAACUUCAAAGGAUUCUGGAAGAUAAUAAUUUGAGGACAAAACUGGUACACGGGAUGUGUUAUAAUUUCAUCACUAAUAAUUGGAGUUGGAGUUCAAAUAAGUCAAUUAGUUAUGGUAUACAUGCAGUAAAAAUAAAGAACUAAUAACAAAAA